Messenger RNA from Leptopilina boulardi, 821 nucleotides. RefSeq names its product S-phase kinase-associated protein 1-like. Lineage: Eukaryota; Metazoa; Arthropoda; Insecta; Hymenoptera; Figitidae. Gene Ontology annotation, biological process: SCF-dependent proteasomal ubiquitin-dependent protein catabolic process. Gene Ontology annotation, molecular function: cullin family protein binding. Gene Ontology annotation, cellular component: nucleus; cytoplasm. The transcript is spliced from 3 exons. The coding region runs from base 160 to 639 and encodes 159 amino acids. The record is from RefSeq and is a predicted model, not a curated record.
CACUGCAUAAAAAAUUUAUUUUAGAUAUUCCCUUCACACGAUUUUUUUUAACCAAUCUAAAAUUUCUCUGAAUUGUUCUGAAAAAAAAAAUCGUCAACGAAAUUCUCAUCGAAAAGAAAGUUGUAAAUUUCUUUUCUCAAAUAUCAACUUAUUCUAAAAAUGCCGAAUAUAAUUUUACAAAGUACUGAAGGCGAAACUUUUGAAGUGGACGUUGAGGUAGUAAAAUGUUCUAUUACUAUAAAAAACAUGUUGGAAAAUUUAGGUGAGGAUGAUGAUGAAAAAGAAAUUGUUCCUUUGAUUAAUGUCAACUCGGCAAUAUUAAAAAAAAUUAUUCAAUGGGCAACUUAUCACAAGGAGAAUCCUAUUCCACUUGUUGACGAUGAUGAAAACACAGAGAAAGGAUCAGACAAUAUUAGUUCAUGGGACGCAGAAUUUCUAAAGCAGAUCGAUCAUGGAACUCUCUUCGAACUGAUUUUAGCGGCGAAUUUUUUAGAUAUCAAAGAAUUGCUUGACAUUGCCUGCAAAUCAGUUGCCAAUAUGAUUAAAGGCCGAACGCCAGAUGAAAUCCGCAAUGUUUUUGGAAUAAAAAACACUUUUUCACCUCCAGAGAAAGAACAAGUUUUCAAAGAAACUGAAUAAGUUCUACUGUAAUUAUCUAAAGAAUUAUUUAAAAAAAAAUUUAUUUUUUUAAAAAAAAGUCUCUAAAAUAUUUCGACAUUAAGAUAAAAUAUAUUUGUGUAGAAUUUAUUUAUUUUCAUAUUAAAUGUAAUAAUACUAAAGCUAUGAAUGUUCAAAAUGAAUUAAAAUAUUUUUCACUGUAA